Messenger RNA from Oncorhynchus kisutch (coho salmon), 6798 nucleotides. Its product is annotated as cGMP-specific 3',5'-cyclic phosphodiesterase-like. Lineage: Eukaryota; Metazoa; Chordata; Actinopteri; Salmoniformes; Salmonidae. The record is from RefSeq and is a predicted model, not a curated record. Gene Ontology annotation, molecular function: protein binding; 3',5'-cyclic-nucleotide phosphodiesterase activity. Gene Ontology annotation, biological process: signal transduction. The transcript has 24 exons. The coding region runs from base 1 to 3057 and encodes 1018 amino acids.
AUGAUUCUGGGCUUCCUUCUGCAGUGGGGAGGAGAGGAGGAGCAGAGUGGGGAGGUGUGGAACGGAAGGGGAGAGAAGGAGGGAGGAGAGGAGGAGCAUAGUGGGGAGUCUCUGAUUCCGAAUGGAUGUGGCCUCCCGUCGCUCAAACUGAGUUUAAGGGACCUGUUUUCAAGCUACUUGUCGGACGGUAUGCCCUGCCUCCAGUCCGAACCGCUGCAGGAGCAGAUGGACUCGGAUGGAGUGACUCCCGACACUUCCUCUCCUUUCGACUCUCCCUGCCCGGGUGGAAGGGAACAACCCGCGGUGACCAGCGCAGGUUGGUUUUUCUCGCCGCUGUGGAGUCGUCGGACCAAGACACAUCGAUGGGGGUUUGGGAGCGGAGUGGACAGCAACAGGGUGGAGGUUUGGCUGGAUGAUCACUCGUCCAGGGAGAUGGUGGGAGGCUGGUUCGUGGAGACGCUACCCUCUCCUCAGACCUCCAGAAGGCCCAGCAGGUCUCCGUCCGACCCCAGCUCCAGCAUUCUCCUCCUGGGCCGCGGCCGGGACUCCUUCCCCCUGUCCAGCCCCUCCCUCCGGAUCUCCACCUCCAUCCCCUCCCUGCCCCAAACCCCCCCUCACCAGACCUCUACCCUUUCCACCCCCCAGUGGGGUGACCCCCUCACCCUCGAGAAGGCGGGCAGUUGCUCCCCCCGUACCCCUCGCUCCCCCCACUCCACAGUUUCUUCUCGCUCCCUUCGCUGUCCCCACUCACCCAGCUCACCCCGCUCCUCACCCCGCUCUUCACCCCGCUCUUCACCCCGCUCUCCGAGGAGGACUAGAUUCUGUGGGCGAGGUGAGCCUUGUGGGCGAGCUGAGCCUUGUGGGCGAGCUGAGCCUUGUGGGCGAGGUGAGGGCUGUGACUGGAUGAUGAAGAUACUGGCUGGAGGCUCUGGGAGGAGAGGCUCUGUGGCGGAGCUCUGCCAGGGGGCCCUGCAACAUGCUAUAGAGGUGGUGUGGGCAGAACGCUGCUCUCUGUCUCUGCUCCGACAGGACCAGGAUGGAUGUAGGCGAUUGGUCCAGGUGGUUUCCCUGACGACGCCGGGCUGCGUGAGGGAAGAGUCUUCCAGCAACCAUGCCCACCAGGAGCUGGUGAAGGGCAUCCUGGGAUAUGUAGUUGCUACAGGGAUGCCCAUGAACAUGACAGGAGACGUCUGUGAGUGGUUUACCUCAGGUCGAGGGGAGGAGGGGGGAGGGGGGAGGAGAGGGACGUGGUUUACCUCAGGUAGAGGGGAGGAGGGGGAGGACAGUCUGGGUCUCCUCUCAGUGGUUUACCUCAGUGGUUUACCUCAGGACCCCAGGUUCACCACAGACGAGGACCAGACGGCACGUUUCAAACUCAAGAGUGUCCUGAGUGUCCCGAUUAAGAACAGUAGACAGGAGGUUCUAGGAGCAGCUCUGGUGCUGAACAAGAGGAUCAGUGAUGAUGUCCAGGGUUCUCUGUUCACAGACCAGGAUGAGAAGGUCCUGGCCUGUCACAUGGGUCUGCUCGGGCUGGUCCUGGACAAUGUUCAGCUGUUUGAGAGUUCCAGACAGGAAGCCAACCGAUGCCAGGUGUUGUUGACCCUGGCCAGGCUGCUGUCAGAGGAACAGAAGUCGAUGGAGAAUCUCCUGGGCAAGAUGGCCGCCACCAUCCUGCCUUUCGCACGGGCUCAGUACUGUACCAUUUUCAUCGCCAGGGACAGACCCAAGAACUCCUUCUCUGGGCUGGUCCAUAUGGAGGGAGAAGAACAAGGGUCAGAGUUCCAGAUCUUUCAAAGAGACUGCACCCUCUCGGACAUAGACCUGACCCACGCCCUGCAGGUGUUGGUCUCCAAGGAGACAAUGAACGUGUCCGGCGCCGAUCAGGACCCCCACACGGCCGUCUGCCAGCUGAAGAACAAACUGGGCACGGCCCCUGGCGAGGCGGAGACGGGCAGGGCGUUUAACCGUUAUGAUGAGCGCCUCCUGGAGGACUUUGCGGUGUACUGCGGCCUGGCCCUGCAGACCGUCCAGACCGUCCAACGGAUAGAGUACCAACGAGCCAGUCAGGACGUUACCCAAGAGGAAGCUGAAAUCCCCUCUGCCCAAUCACUGCGCAUUCUGGACUUCAGCUUCUCUGAUUUCGGCCUAUCAGAGGACUCCACGGCUCAGGCCACAGUUAGAAUGUUCCUGGAUCUCAACCUGGUACAGGACUUCAACAUCGACUAUAAGUGUCUCUGUCAGUGGGUUCUGAGUGUAAGGCGUGGUUACCGUAGCAACGUGCCCUACCACAACUGGAGUCACGGCCUCAGCACCGCUCAGUGUAUGUUCGCUAUGGUGAUGUCUACAGACCAGCUACAGUCUAAUUUAUCUCGUCUGGAGGUGUUGGCUCUGAUGAUAGCUACUCUGAACCACGACCUGGAUCACAGAGGAGUCAGUAACUCCUACAUAGAGAGGACUCAGCAGCCUCUAGCCCAGCUGUAUGGAACCUCCUCUCUGGAGCAUCAUCACUAUGACAUGUGCCUCUUCAUCCUCAACAACCCGGGAAGUCAGAUCCUCAGUGGUCUGUGUCCUGAUGACUACAGGACAGUGUUACCCAUGAUAGAGAAAGCGAUCCUGGCUACGGACCUGGCUGUCUACAUGGAGAGGAGGGCAGAGUUCUUUGAACUGGGUCAGAGAGGAGUGAGGUGGGAGGAGGACAGGCACAGAGACUUACUAAGGUCGAUGCUGAUGACAGCCAGCGACAUUGCUGCCAUUACAAAGCCUUGGCAUAUUCAGAAGAGGACAGCUAAGUUGGUGGCAUCAGAGUUUUUCGCUCAAGGAGACCGAGAGAAGGAAGAGUUCAACAUCAAACCUGUCGACAUGAUGAACAGAGACAACAGCACUCGUCUUCCUCACAUGCAGGUCAACUACAUCGAUGGGAUGUGCCAUCCCUUAUACCAGACUCUUUCUGGGAUGUUUGACUCCUGUUCUCCACUGUUGGACGGCCUCAUGAGGAACAGAGAGAAUUGGAUGCUGCUCGCCGAGACGGGGGAGGAAGGAGGAGGAGAGGAGGAAUAGAGAGAUGAAAGAGAGGAACAGAGAGAACUGGGCACUCCUCAUCGAGACGGAGGAGGAAUAGAGAGAUGAAAGAGAGGAACACAGACAACUGGGCGCUCCUCAUCAAGACGGGGGAGGAAGGAGGAGGAGAGGAGGAAUAGAGAGAUGAAAGAGAGGAACAGAGAGAACUGGGCGCUCCUCAUCGAGACGGGGGAGGAAGGAGGAGGAGAGGAGGAAUAGAGAGAUGAAAGAGAGAGAACUGUAUCAUGACUUCAUUGUUUGUGUGCGAAUAAAGACUGGAGUAUCACUGGUUAUCGUCUGGGUAGACCCUCCCCCAACACACAUCACUGGUUAUCGUCUGGGUAGACCCUCCCCCAACAGCAACAUCACUGGUUAUCGUCUGGUAGACCCUCCCCCAACAGCAACAUCACUGGUUAUCGUCUGGGUAGACCCUCCCCCAACACACAUCACUGGUUAUCGUCUGGGUAGACCCUCCCCCAACGCACAUCACUGGUUAUCGUCUGGGUAGACCCUCCCCCAACAGCAACAUCACUGGUUAUCGUCUGGGUAGACCCUCCCCCAACAGCAUCAUCACUGGUUAUCGUCUGGGUAGACCCUCCCCCAACAGCAACAUCACUGGUUAUCUGGGUGGGUAGACCCUCCCCCAACAGCAUCAUCACUGGUUAUCGUCUGGGUAGACCCUCCCCAACAGCAUCAUCACUGGUUAUCGUCUGGGUAGACCCUCCCCCAACAGCAACAUCACUGGUUAUCGUCUGGGUAGACCCUCCCCCAACAGCAACAUCACUGGUUAUCGUCUGGGUAGACCCUCCCCUUAUCAGCAACAUCACUGGUUAUCGUCUGGUAGACCCUCCCCCAACAGCAACAUCACUGGUUAUCGUCUGGGUAGACCCUCCCCCAACAGCAACAUCACUGGUUAUCAUCUGGGUAGACCCUCCCCCAACAGCAACAUCACUGGUUAUCGUCUGGGUAGACCCUCCCCCAACAGCAACAUCACUGGUUAUCAUCUGGGUAGACCCUCCCCCAACAGCAACAUCACUGGUUAUCGUCUGGGUAGACCCUCCCCCAACAGCAACAUCACUGGUUAUCGUCUGGGUAGACCCUCCCCCAACAGCAACAUCACUGGUUAUCAUCUGGGUAGACCCUCCCCCAACAGCAACAUCACUGGUUAUCGUCUGGUAGACCCUCCCCCAACAGCAACACCACUGGUUAUCGUCUGGGUAGACCCUCCCCCAACAGCAACAUCACUGGUUAUUGUCUGGGUAGACCCUUCCCCAACAGCAACAUCACUGGUUAUCGUCUGGGUAGACCCUCCCCCUACAGCAACAUCACUGGUUAUCAUCUGGGUAGACCCUCCCCCAACAGCAACAUCACUGGUUAUCGUCUGGGUAGACCCUCCCCCAACAGCAACAUCACUGGUUAUUGUCUGGGUAGACCCUCCCCCAACAGCAACAUCACUGGUUAUCGUCUGGGUAGACCCUCCCCCUACAGCAACAUCACUGGUUAUCAUCUGGGUAGACCCUCCCCCAACAGCAACAUCACUGGUUACCGUCUGGUAGAGCCUCCCCCAACAGCAGCAUCACUGGUUAUCGUCUGGGUAGACCCUCCCCCAACAGCAACAUCACUGGUUAUCGUCUGGGUAGACACUCCCCGAACAGCAACAUCAUUGGUUAUCGUCUGGUAGACCCUCCCCUAUCAGCAACAUCACUGGUUAUCGUCUGGUAGACCCUCCCCCAACAGCAAAAUCACUGGUUAUCGUCUGGGUAGACCCUCCCCCAACAGCAACAUCACUGGUUAUCGUCUGGUAGACCCUCCCCCAACAGCAACACCACUGGUUAUCGUCUGGGUAGACCCUCCCCCAACAGCAACAUCACUGGUUAUCUGAACUCUCUACUAUACCUGGUUUAACCUGGAACUCUCUACUAUACCUGGUUACCCUGGAACUCUGUCACUCUCUACUAUACCUGGUUUACCCUGGAACUCUGUCACUCUCUACUAUACCUUGAACUCUGUCACUCUCUACUAUACCUUGAACUCUGUCACUCUCUACUAUACCUGGUUUAACCUGGAACUCUGUCACUCUCUACUAUUCCUGGUUUAACCUGGAACUCUGUCACUCUCCACUAUACCUGGUUUACCCUGGAACUCUGUCACUCUCUACUAUACCUGGUUUACCCUGGAACUCUGUCACUCUCUACUAUACCUGGUUUACCCUGGAACUCUCCACUAUACCUGGUUUACCCUGGAACUCUGUCACUCUCUACUAUACCUGGUUUACCCUGGAACUCUGUCACUCUCUACUAUACAUGGUUUACCCUGGAACUCUGUCACUCUCUACUAUACCUGGUUUACCCUGGAACUCUGUCACUCUCUACUAUACAUGGUUUACCCUGGAACUCUGUCACUCUCUACUAUACCUGGUUUAUUCUAGAACUCUGUCACUCUCUACUAUACCUGGAACUCUGUGACUCUCUACUAUACCUGGUUUACCCUGGAACUCUGUCACUCUCUACUAUACCUGGGUUACCCUGGAACUCUGCCACUCUCUACUAUACCUGGUUUACCCUGGAACUCUCCACUAUACCUGGUUUACCCUGGAACUCUGUCCCUCUCUACUAUACCUGGUUUACCCUGGAACUCUGUCACUCUCUACUAUACCUGGUUUACCCUGGAACUCUCCACUAUGCCUGGUUUAACCUGGAACUCUGUCACUCUCUACUAUACCUGGUUUACCCUGGAACUCUGUCACUCUCCACUAUACCUGGUUUACCCUGGAACUCUCUACUAUACCUGGUUUAACCUGGAACUCUGUCACUCUCCACUAUACCUGGGUUACCCUGGAACUCUGUCACUCUCUACUAUACCUGGUUUAACCUGGAACUCUGUCACUCUCCACUAUACCUGGUUUACCCUGGAACUCUCUACUAUACCUGGUUUACCCUGGAACUCUCUACUAUACCUGGUUACCCUGGAACUCUGUCACUCUCCACUAUACCUGGUUUAACCUGGAACUCUGUCACUCUCCACUAUACCUGGUUUACCCUGGAACUCUGUCACUCUCUACUAUACCUGGAACUCUGUCACUCUCUACUAUACCUGGUUUACCCUGGAACUCUCCACUAUACCUGGUUUACCCUGGAACUCUGUCACUCUCUACUAUACCUGGUUUACCCUGGAACUCUGUCACUCUCUACUAUACCUGGUUUACCCUGUCACUCUCUACGAUACCUGGUUUAACCUGGAACAGGUGUUGGUCAAAGCAAGAAGAAGAAUGUAGGUAGAGAGACCUACAGCUCUAGAAUCAGGUGCUGGUCAAAGCAAGAAGACGAAUGUAGGAAGAGAGACCUACAGCUCUAGAAUCAGGUGUUGAUCAAAGCAAGAAGACGAAUGUAGGAAGAGAGACCUACAGCUCCAGGAUCAGGUGUUGGUCAAAGCAAGAAGACGAAUGUAGGAAGAGAGACCUACAGCUCUAGAAUCAGGUGUUGGUCAAAGCAAGAAGACGAAUGUAGGUAGAGAGACCUUCACCUCUAGACAACAGAGGAUCCGGUCAUUCUAAGACUUUAUAGGACAAUAUGGACUGCUUCCCAAACGGUGUUGUUUGGGACUCCAUGGAUUUAUAUCCAUACACAUCCAUAAUUCAUAUAAUAUCUAUAUUCACAAUGUAAUGUAAUCUAUUACAGAUUGGACAAUACAGUAUAAUGUAAUAUAUUACAGAUUGGACAAUACAUUGUAAUGUAAUCUAUU